This is a messenger RNA of Naegleria lovaniensis, 1572 nucleotides long. RefSeq lists its product as uncharacterized. The coding region runs from base 1 to 1572 and encodes 523 amino acids. The record is from RefSeq and is a predicted model, not a curated record. The transcript has a single exon. NCBI's taxonomy places the organism in Eukaryota, Heterolobosea, Eutetramitea, Acrasida, Naegleriidae.
AUGCUGCUACCUUCGCAGAGAAGGAAAUACCGAACGACUUUACAUGAUCAAACACUAUCUAGUAGAGCUACCACGAAUAAUGGCAAUUUAAAUAUCGGAGUAGAAGGAAUUUCUUUUGGUACAACAAAAAUCAUUGACGCACCCACUACAACAAAUUCCAUGAAACCUAAAGGUCGAUCACUACCAUCCAGCCUCGUUUCUGCGGACGCAAGAAAAAUUCAUCGUUUUCAAAAAUCUGCAAGUGUUGAGAGCGUUCGUCUUUCAACCUUUAGAGAAGAGCGAGGUGAAGAACAAUCGUCACUAACAGAAGAAGGUAUUCAAAGCAAAGAAUCGUCACUGCAUUUAGAGGAUAACUCAUCACUAUUGAACGCAUCAGAAUUGGAUGUAUCUCGAAUAUCAAUAUUUAAGGAUGACAUUCUUACUUCGACAGUGAAUCUAUCACAUUUACCGUUAUUGAACGAGUCUAUGGACGCAACCGCCACAAGAGGUCCAUCAGAUGUAGAUAGGGUCCAUUGCACAAGUCAAGUAUCCAAUGAUCAUUCAUCUCCAAUAUUCGCCCAAUCCUCGAAAGUGCUCAUAAAAGAAGUGCAACAACCAGAAACUCGCACGAGGAGCACCUCACCGACAAAAGCACUUCCCAACAUUCCAAAAAUCUCUAAAACCUCAACCACUCCCUCACUUUCCAGAGUUGAUUGCACACAUCAUGAAUAUUCUCCUCUCAAGAGAUUAGAAUUGUACAGUAAUAACGAGAGAUUUUAUUACAACGAUUUUGAUUUUGUAUUAGCCUCAGAGUCUUAUAUUUCCUCAGAAAAUGAAAAGAAUCAUCGAAAUGAAUCAUCCUCUCCCAUUCCAAAAUGGAACAAAAUCACACACAACAUUCCUCUGACAUUUAUUGAUGACCUUCAUUCAGAAUAUUUCAUUCAGCCAUUAGAACGAACAAAUAUACAUUCAUUGGAAGAUGCAGACGAAAUUUUGACACAUUCAAGAGUUUCUACUUGUUCAAGAGCAUCCACAUGUCCUAGUUCUUCCAAAUCAUUUUUCCUUACUCAAGAUGAUGAUACUUUUGAAUAUAAGGAUUACGAAGAUGAGGACAUGUCUCACUCGUCCAAUCAUGUUUUACUCACAAAACAUGGUCUUAAUAUUUAUAAUCAUUCCUUUCGAGCCUCGAGUGUCAUGAACUCCACCGACUUGACACACAAAACUCAUGCUUCCACAGAGGACUCGAAAGCAUAUUCAUCCAUACCGGCUCGUCCUCACACGAGUUUGAGUUUUUUUACGACAUCGGCUCGAUCCCGUUCGAGAGGUGGUACCACUUCUGCAAGGUCCUCACCCAAUACGAGUAGACAAGAUACUCGACUGCGGGGAGUAGUGUCAGAAAGAGAGCAAUCAUUGCGUACACCACACUCCAAAUCGAAAGAGGAUGCAUGGAACAUUUAUCCAUCCCGUUCCAAAAUUAUUCUGGAACACCCUCUCCAUUCUGGCCAUUCAGCAUGCGCUUCUACUUCCAUGGAAUUGAAUCAUAGAAAGGUAGCACAGAGUUCUUCUAAUCAUCAUCUCUCGAGACAGUCUUAA